This is a messenger RNA of Pecten maximus, 1947 nucleotides long. RefSeq lists its product as uncharacterized. The transcript has a single exon. The annotation marks the transcript as partial. NCBI's taxonomy places the organism in Eukaryota, Metazoa, Mollusca, Bivalvia, Pectinida, Pectinidae. The record is from RefSeq and is a predicted model, not a curated record.
AUGUUAAUAAAAAACUCUCUAUAUGCAAGAUAUACAGUGGAUGUUGUUGACAAGUCUAACGAGGAUAUACUAUGGGUGAGAUUUAGGAACAACAUCGACAGAGACCUUUACCUUUGUGUAUGUUACCUUCCUCCAGAAGGAACUACACGACCCGUGGACAGUGAUAAAUUCUAUGGCACAUUGUUAGAAAACGUAUAUUCGUUCCAGAAUUUGGGAUCCGUGUGUAUAAUGGGGGACUUCAAUGCCAGAACUGGUGAUCUCUCGGACUAUAUUGAGGGAGUGGAUGUUGUUACUCCCCGGGCACAUAUAGACGACGGCGAGAACCGUCUUGGUGUAGCGUUCAUCGACUUUUUAGUUGACACCAACAUGUGUAUGUUAAAUGGGAGACUAGGAUCAAAUGAUAACUUCACGCAUGUGUCCACUAGAGGUCGGUCCGUUGUUGACUAUGUCGUGGUGCCACACGAACAGUAUACGCAAUACACAGAUUUUAAAGUACACAUUAUGUCCUCUGUGAUAAAUCAAAUACCCAAUUUGGUGGCAGACAGCGCAUCGGAUCACUCCAUUUUAGAAUGGGUAAUGUGUACAUGCAAUUCCACUUCCGGAACUAUCGAGGAACCGGGCCUUGAGCGUAAACGUCAUAUUAUGUCUACAACGCCACACGACUUUUUACAAGAUGACGCGACGCGGGAUCUCAUCCAAGCAACGAUCGACAAAAUCGACAACGAUCUCCAUACAUCGAACGAUGUCAACUCAGCCUAUGCGGAUUUUAUUGCCCUUGUGUCCGGUGAAAUGGAUAAAAGAAUUAAAGUAAGCUGCUCGUCAGGCAACCGUCGUCCGGGUGGUAAAUCUAGAGCGAAGCCUUACUGGAAUACGGAGUUACAGCAACAGUGGGAUAUAGUGUGUAAAUGUGAAAAGGAAUGGCUUUGUUGUAAACAUAGCAAUUCUAAUAAAAGGCGGCUAAAGGAAGUGUAUUGUAGUGAAAGAUCAACAUUUGAUCGUUUAAAUAGAAAAGCCAAACGUCGGUACCAACUAAGUGAGCAAGCAAAACUACAUGAUUUACAUAAAACCAACUCCGGUGAAAUGUGGCGGGAAAUAGGAAAGCUUGGCAUGGCCAAUAAUAGAAUGUCUAAAAUUCCAAUGGAAGUGGUCAUUGACGGAAGUGUAAUUUGUGACGUUCCGGGUGUCCUCCGAUGUUGGAAGUCUAAAUAUGAGUCGCUCUACAAUGCGACGCCUGUUGAUUCUGGUUUUGAUGAUGUACAUUUGGAUAACGUAAAUCGUCAGUUACAGGAGCAUAAUUUUCAAAGUAAUAUUGAUAUAUCUAUGUUAAACAUUCCAAUUAAUUAUGAGGAAGUUCGAAGCGCGGUUUUUCGAGCAAACCUCAGGAAAUCCAUCGGUGCAGAUUGUAUCCCAGCGGAGGUCCUUCGUAACAAAGCCUGUGUUGAUAUGUUGUUCAAAAUAUUUUCAUAUUGUUUUGAGCGCAGUGUUAUUCCUUCGGAAUGGUCAAAGUCUAUUAUUAAUCCAAUCCCGAAACCGGAUACGCAGGAUGCCAGGGAUCCAUUGAGCUACAGAGGAUUAUCGAUAUUGUCUAUUCCCAGUAAAAUUUACACCGAUAUUCUUGGAGUACGGCUCAACAAUUGGUUAGAGCGAAAUAACGUCAUUUCCGAUGAACAAAAUGGUUUUAGAAGAAAGCGGAGCUGUUUGGAUCAUUUACACUCCUUGUAUAGUAUCGUCAAUAACCGUAAAUUAUCUAAACUUUCGACAUUCGUGUGUUUUGUCGACGCGAGGAAAGCUUUUGACACUGUAAACCAAAAAUGUCUUUGGUUCAAGCUGCUAUCCAUUGGUGUUUCCGGAAAAAUGUUGGGAGCAGUACAAGCCUUGUAUCGUGAUGUUAAAUGUGCAGUGAGACUUAAUAACCACCUAUCGGAAUGGUUCACUGUGUCACAAGGG